GUGCGCAUGCGCGGAGUUGAGGCGCGAUGGCAGGUGUCGGGGUCGAGCGGCUGCAGGCUAUGGUGCGGUUUGCGCUGCUGGUUCUCACUGUGUGUGCUGUUGGUGCCCAUGGGCUCUAUUUCCACAUCGGCGAGACUGAGAAGCGUUGCUUCAUCGAGGAAAUACCCGACGAGACCAUGGUCAUCGGCAACUAUCGAACCCAGAUGUGGGACAAGCAGAAGGAGGUCUUUCUGCCCUCGACCCCUGGCCUGGGCAUGCAUGUAGAAGUGAAGGACCCGGACGGCAAGGUGGUACUGUCCCGGCAAUAUGGUUCCGAGGGCCGCUUCACGUUCACGUCGCACACACCCGGUGACCAUCAGAUUUGUCUGCACUCCAACUCCACUAGGAUGGCUCUCUUCGCUGGAGGCAAACUGCGUGUACACCUGGAUAUACAGGUUGGGGAGCAUGCCAACAACUACCCUGAGAUUGCUGCUAAGGAUAAGUUAACAGAGCUCCAGCUUCGUGCUCGUCAGCUGCUUGAUCAGGUGGAACAGAUCCAGAAGGAGCAGGAUUAUCAGAGGUACCGUGAAGAGCGCUUCCGCUUGACCAGUGAGAGCACCAAUCAGAGGGUCCUGUGGUGGUCCAUCGCCCAGACUGUCAUCCUCAUCCUCACUGGAAUCUGGCAGAUGCGGCACCUCAAGAGCUUCUUUGAGGCCAAGAAGCUAGUGUAGGACUCUUGCCGUAUAACCCUUCCCUUUUACCCCAAUUAGUUGUUAAUUUCCCCACCUAGCCCCAUCCACCUGGAUUUUGAGGAGGAAAAGUGAAAAAUCAAUGUGUCUCACAUUGGUGUCAUGGCAAUAAGCCAUUGAGAUCAGCUACCCUUUUGACCCUGGUUCUCCAAGAAGCAGACAUCGGUCCACGCUUUGAAAAUCUGCCUUAGGGUUUGGGAGAAGUUGGAAUUAACCCAAGAUCAAAUCAUUUCUUUUGCCCCUGGUGAUUCUCCUGUUUUUGAAGAGAUGACCAAAUGCUCUUCUGUUUUCUAGUUGUCUACUUCUGCAGUAGACAACCGGGAUGCUCCAUGGAGGAGGCCCUGCCUCGGUGUUCCUGGGUCAGUCCUGAGUUCUUUCAAUGGCUUUGUGAAUGUAAAUGAGGGGCAGUUCUUGGCCCUGAAGGAUCGAGAUGUUUUCUAUAUUUUAGAACUAUUUUUGGAUAAAUUAUAUGUAUUUUCCUUC
Arvicola amphibius (Eurasian water vole) is the source of this 1211-nucleotide messenger RNA. RefSeq names its product transmembrane p24 trafficking protein 4 (gene Tmed4). The coding region runs from base 27 to 710 and encodes 227 amino acids. Gene Ontology annotation, cellular component: endoplasmic reticulum; COPII-coated ER to Golgi transport vesicle; Golgi apparatus. The transcript has 5 exons. The record is from RefSeq and is a predicted model, not a curated record. Gene Ontology annotation, biological process: Golgi organization; intracellular protein transport; positive regulation of canonical NF-kappaB signal transduction. Lineage: Eukaryota; Metazoa; Chordata; Mammalia; Rodentia; Cricetidae.